Messenger RNA from Acaulospora colombiana, 390 nucleotides. NCBI's taxonomy places the organism in Eukaryota, Fungi, Glomeromycota, Glomeromycetes, Diversisporales, Acaulosporaceae. The record is from the annotation of a GenBank genome assembly.
AUGAAUCCAAUUGCUCUAAUUAGGAGAACUACAGUGCCAAACACUCGGUUUAUCUCCAGAGCAUAUGCAAAUAAGGCGACCAAAGCUGGCGCCACUCCCAAGAUAGCGACGAAUACCGAGCCCUUUAGCCAGCUCCCUCCCAUUCUGCAUCAGCUCCAUGAGGCCAAAGCUCGCAAGGGUGUGACGUUUGAGAAGUUGGCGAAAGAGUUGGGACGCAACGAGAUAUUUAUUGCCUCUAUCUUUUACGGUCAUGCAAAGCCAACUGCAGAAGAUAUCAAGGGACUCUCCAAAGCACUCGAAGUCGAUGAACAUUCCAUAACAGAGGAGUUGGGUCCUCAUUGGUGGCCAAAUCGAGGAUUUGGAGGCGACAUUCCCGCGGACCCAGGUUAG